UUGGUGGGGCUGGAGGUUUGUCAAACAAGCACAGCUUAGUUGUUGACCACGGUCGAUACAGUGUAACAGUAUGCCGCCCUUGAAAACCUUUAGUUCAUCUUGGUACACUCAGAAAACUUGGUCAUUUUUUAAUUUCGUUGCUACAGCCGAGCCGUUAAGGCGGUGGCGGUGCUCCCUUUCGGCGCAGUCAGCAGGGCAGCGUCCAGGUCGACGUUAUGUCAAACCUUACCACUAGCCUGCGGGGGUCCAGUGGGGAGGAUGAGCAGGGGCAGUGGGACCAGAAGGAAAGUAAGCCGGUCGCAGCAGCUCAGCGAUAUGGUGACCUCUGACCCUGAAAUAGUCGGUGAGAUUAAAGAUCUUUUCAAUAAGGUCAGAACGUACACCAAACCUCCCAAUGGAGAGUGGUGUAUCCCUGACCCAAAUGUUGCUCUCAGACACCCUGCAGAGGAGCACUGCCAGCUGCAGGCCCUGAAGGCAUCGCUGAACGCUGUGAAGAACCAGCUGAGCGACAAAGCUGUGGAGGUCUGGCAUCAACACACCAACUCCACUAAUCGCGCAGGGAAGGUCAUCGCCGCUGUUCGCUCCGCUGCCAACGCGGAGAUCUGCACUCAGGCCUGGUGCAAGUUCUACGAGAUCCUAGGGACGUUUCAACUUCUUCCAGAGGAGGCGAUUCAGAGUGGCGAGCUGAACACGGUUCACCUGUGUGAAGCACCGGGGGCCUUUAUAACUGCUCUCAACCACUACAUCAAAACAAGAGAGCACACACGAUACUGUGACUGGAGUUGGACCGCCAACACCCUCAACCCCUACCAUGAGGCUAAUGGGGGGAACACAACCAUUGCAGAUGAUCGGCUAAUUGCUAACACGCUACCUUGGUGGUUCUUUGGCUCUGAUAACACUGGCAACAUCAUGAACCAAAAACACUUGUUGGAAUUGCAGGCGUUUGUGGGUAACACACACCAAGUUUCUAUGGUGACAGCAGACGGGAGUUUUGACUGCCAGGAGAACCCUGAUGAGCAGGAGGCUCUGGUGGCGUCGCUGCACUACUGUGAGGCCGUGGCUGCACUGUUGCUCCUGAGCCCCGGCGGCUCCUUUGUACUGAAAAUGUUCACCAUGUACGAGCACUCGUCUGUCUGCUUGCUCUACCUGCUGAACUGCUGCUUCCGCUCCGUGAGCGUCUUCAAACCCGCCACCAGCAAGGCGGGGAAUUCUGAGGUGUAUGUUGUGUGCCUAAACUACGAUGGUAAGGACGCUGUCCGGCCCUUGCUCUCCAAGCUGAUUCGGAACUACGGGCCCCAUCUAGCUGACCGAGAGGCACUUUUCCAGAAUUCCCUAAUCCCACCGUCGUUUCUGGAACAGCAUGAACAGGUGUGCUCCUACUUUUAUACACUGCAGGUAGAGACGAUCAGAGAGAACCUGCAGCUGUUUGAAAAUAUGAGCGCUGAGCAGAGGCAGCGGCUCGACUACAUCAGAGAGUACACGGUGCAAGAGUACCUACAUCGCUUCCAGGUGAGCUGCCUUCGACGGGUGCAGUGGGUGUCUCGUAACACAGUGAGCCCUGCCUGCUGCAGCGUCACAGCGGGACGGCCUCUGGGACAGAGGAAGCAAAUGGGCUCCUUCAACGAGCGGAGGGAGUUACAGACCCUGAGCUGGAGGGAGCGUGUUGAGAGGGGUUGCCAUGCUACGUGGAUCCAGAGACACUGCACUGAGGCCAGUGGGAGAGACUGUGUACUGGAGGGGCCACUGACAGAGUGUGACAUCGACUCCUGGUAUGUUAUCGUGGGGCCUGCACUCCCUACAGUGAGAAACUCUCCAUUCUGUGAAGGAGGUCUGUUGAACCAUCUGAACGAAGCCCUGCUGCAAACGGCUGAGGGGUCAGCAGCAGCAUGGGCUCAUGUGCCUCCCUGUGACUCUUGUCAUGUGAUUUGUGCCACUUCCAUGCUGUCAGAGGUGGCAGCACUCUGCAGCAGCACAGCCCCUAACCUUAACGGUGGAAACAAAGUCAAGAGGCAGUGUCUGGUCUUUGGCAGUGGCUCAGUGUGGAGCGCCUGCCAGGGCCAAAUUGGGGAUUUAGUCAUAAAUCUUUCCGCAGAGCCCUCAUUUCCAAGGUACGGCUGCAUCACCCUGCACGACGGGGAGCCGCUUUACCAGCAGGAGCUGUUAAGUAGAGUUGUGUUUUCCCUGCAAAACCUGAACUCAGGGGACGCUCUCCUGCUGCCGCUCUUCUCCGCGCUCACCCGUGUCACAGCAGCAAUCAUCCUCUGCCUGCAUCUGUCUUUUCGCUUGGUUACGUUCAGGUGUCCACCCCCGUCCGGACUGGUUGGGACAGUGCUCGUGUGCAUUGGCUUCUGCCCUGAAGCUGCUGCACAAAUACUCCCCCUCCUCAUUGAUGUCCACAAGCGCAUGAGUGAACUGGCAAACAGAGAGGACAACACGGGCAGUAGCGAGUCCUCUGGGUGUCAGAAACAGGUGCUUCAGUUUGUUCCCAUGGAGGAAAUCCUCACAGGGGGACUGACAGAGUUCCUGUGGGCCAUGAACUGUGAAAUCGUCCAGCAAAAGCUGCAUUUGCUCAUGCAAGCUUAGUGCAGUUUAGUAAGUGCCUCUGGGAUACAUGCUGGUUGUUUAUUUCUUUGUCAUGAAAGUUGUGCCUGUCUCAAGAUGGCUGUCUAGUUCUAUUUCAUUUUCUGAUCAACAGGCAAACUGCUCAGCUACUUAAAAUGCAUUUGUUUCAACGUUAUGGUCAUUGAAUAUUUAUCUUAUGGUGAAAUUAAGACAGCUGAGGUGGGUUAAAGGUACUCUCUCCAUUUUUAUUUCACCUGGAAUUCGUCUACACAGUUUGUCAUAAUAUGUUGGGCAGGCGGGAUUCUUCAGGGAGUUAUGGUAAUGGUAUAUGAGAAAACUAAAUAACAAACUAAUG
This is a messenger RNA of Myripristis murdjan (pinecone soldierfish), 2917 nucleotides long. RefSeq names its product cap methyltransferase 2 (gene cmtr2). The transcript has 3 exons. Lineage: Eukaryota; Metazoa; Chordata; Actinopteri; Holocentriformes; Holocentridae. Gene Ontology annotation, cellular component: nucleus; cytoplasm. Gene Ontology annotation, biological process: 7-methylguanosine mRNA capping; methylation. The record is from RefSeq and is a predicted model, not a curated record. Bases 259 to 2583 code for a protein of 774 amino acids. Gene Ontology annotation, molecular function: methyltransferase cap1 activity.